Clupea harengus (Atlantic herring) is the source of this 872-nucleotide messenger RNA. RefSeq names its product mucin-5AC-like. The record is from RefSeq and is a predicted model, not a curated record. Lineage: Eukaryota; Metazoa; Chordata; Actinopteri; Clupeiformes; Clupeidae. Gene Ontology annotation, cellular component: extracellular matrix. Bases 176 to 778 code for a protein of 200 amino acids. The transcript is spliced from 5 exons. Gene Ontology annotation, molecular function: protein binding.
UAUGUCACAAAAGGAAGGAGAAGCACAGAUGUAACGAAAUCACAGCAAUGUAAUUGAGUGAUAUAAAUCAAGUAAUUUCCCACCGACUUGUCCUCUCAUUGCAGCUCUCUUCUGUGAUUACUACAACGCACCGGGUGAGUGUGAGUGGCACUAUAAACCCUGCGGAGCUCCAUGCAUGAAGACCUGCAGGAAUCCCACAGGGCAGUGCUCUCAGCAGAUACCAGCCCUGGAAGGAUGCUAUCCUCAGUGCCCAUCUGAUCAACCAUACUUUGAUGAAGACCACAUGACGUGUGUGGAGAGAGAGGCGUGUGGCUGCUAUGUUGGAGAGACGAAAUACAGCAAUGGGCAGAGUGUACCCAGCAAUGACUCCUGUAUCCAGGCCUUUAACUCCUACUCCUGUAUCCAGGCCUUUAACUCCUACUCCUGUAGGUAUACAGGCCUUUUUCCUGAGUAUAAGUACUGUAUUCCAAUGGAACUUGAUAUGGUAUAUGUAUUUUUAUAUGUAUUUAUAUACAUUUUUUACUUCUUUGCAGCAUGCAUUUGCACAGUAAACGGCAAGGAAUACCACUAUGGGUCAAUUGUCUACAGUACAACAGAUGGUCUUGGUGGUUGUAUAACAGCCAUUUGUGGCGUAAACGGAACAAUCAAAAGGGAACUUGAACCUUGUGAAUUUACCACAACUUCAAUCCCUACAACAACACCACUAAGAUCAACAACAACUGCACCUCUUACAACAGUUUUUGUCUUUACCACGACAGGUAAGUACUUAUUUUUAUAGAUAGAUAUAGAUAUCUUGAACAAUAAAAAGAAAAUGGAUAUGACAUGAAAAGCAUGACUAAAAUUGAUAUGAAUGCAUCCUGUUCUUUUUUAAA